UACAGUGGUCAAAACAUGGGAGACAUGGACCCCCACAUCUUUGCUGUGGCAGAAGAAGCCUAUAAACAGAUGGCCAGAGACGAGAAGAACCAGUCCAUCAUAGUCAGCGGGGAGUCUGGGGCUGGGAAGACCGUGUCAGCCAAGUAUGCCAUGCGCUAUUUCGCCACUGUGGGUGGCUCAGCCAGUGAAACCAACAUCGAAGAGAAGGUCCUGGCGUCCAGUCCCAUCAUGGAGGCCAUUGGGAACGCCAAGACCACCCGCAAUGACAACAGCAGUCGUUUUGGGAAGUACAUCCAGAUCGGCUUUGACAAGAGGUACCACAUCAUUGGGGCCAACAUGAGGACCUACCUCUUGGAGAAGUCCCGAGUGGUCUUCCAGGCAGACGACGAGAGGAAUUACCACAUCUUUUACCAGCUCUGUGCUGCUGCCAGCCUCCCGGAGUUUAAGGAGCUCGCACUAAGUAAUGCUGAGGACUUUUUCUACACGUCACAGGGAGGAGACACAUCCAUCGAGGGUGUGGAUGACGCUCAGGACUUUGAGAAGACACGACAAGCCUUCACACUCUUGGGAGUCAGAGAGUCCCAUCAGAUAAGCAUUUUUAAGAUAAUUGCUUCUAUCCUGCACCUGGGAAGUGUGGCGAUUCAGGCUGAGCGCGAUGGUGAUUCCUGUAGUAUAUCACCCCAGGACGAGCACCUCAGCAACUUCUGCCAGCUCCUGGGGGUGGAGCACAGUCAAAUGGAGCACUGGCUGUGUCACCGCAAGCUGGUCACCACCUCGGAGACCUAUGUCAAGACCAUGUCCCUGCAGCAGGUGGUCAACGCGCGCAACGCCCUGGCCAAGCACAUCUACGCCCAACUGUUCGGCUGGAUCGUGGACCACGUCAACAAGGCCCUGCAUACCUCCCUCAAGCAGCACUCCUUCAUCGGCGUCCUGGACAUCUAUGGUUUCGAGACAUUUGAAGUGAACAGCUUUGAGCAGUUUUGUAUCAACUACGCGAAUGAGAAGCUUCAGCAGCAGUUCAACUUGCACGUGUUCAAGCUGGAGCAAGAAGAAUACAUGAAGGAGCAGAUCCCUUGGACCUUAAUUGAUUUUUCUGACAACCAGCCUUGUAUCGACCUCAUAGAAGCUAAGCUGGGCAUCUUGGACCUGCUGGAUGAAGAAUGCAAGGUCCCCAAGGGAACGGACCAGAACUGGGCCCAGAAGCUCUAUGACCGGCACACCGGCAGCCAGCACUUCCAGAAGCCUCGCAUGUCCAACACGGCCUUCAUCGUCGUCCACUUUGCAGAUAAGGUGGAGUACCUCUCAGAUGGCUUUCUGGAGAAAAACAGAGACACGGUGUAUGAGGAGCAGAUCAACAUCCUGAAGGCCAGCAAGUUCCCACUAGUGGCCGACUUGUUUCAGGACGACAAGGACCCUGUCCCUGCCACCGCCACACCUGGGAAGGGGUCGUCCUCGAAGAUCAACAUCCGUUCUGCCAGACCCCCCAUAAAAGUUUCCAACAAGGAGCACAAGAAAACUGUGGGCCACCAGUUCCGCACCUCCCUGCACCUGCUCAUGGAGACCCUGAAUGCCACGACACCACACUAUGUCCGCUGCAUCAAGCCCAACGAUGAGAAGCUCCCCUUCCACUUUGACCCAAGGAGAGCGGUGCAGCAGCUUCGAGCCUGUGGAGUGUUGGAGACGAUUCGCAUCAGUGCAGCCGGAUACCCGUCCAGGUGGGCCUACCAUGACUUCUUCAACCGGUACCGGGUGCUGGUCAAGAAGAGGGAGCUCGCCAACACGGACAAGAAGGCCGUCUGCAAAUCUGUCCUGGAGAACCUCAUCAAGGACCCUGACAAGAUCCAGUUUGGCCGCACCAAGAUCUUCUUCCGGGCAGGCCAGGUGGCCUACCUGGAGAAACUGCGGGCCGACACGUUCCGGGCGGCCACAAUCGUGAUCCAGAAGACCGUCCGGGGCUGGCUGCAGAGGCUGAAGUACCGCAGGCUGAAGGGGGCAGCCCUGACACUACAGCGCUACUGGCGGGGGUAUCUGGCCCGCAGGCUGGCCGAGCAUCUGCGGAGGACCAAGGCGGCCCUGGUGCUCCAGAAGCAGUUCCGCAUGCAGAGGGCCCUCCGGGCCUACCAGAGGGCCCGCCGGGCAGCCGUGGUCAUCCAGGCCUUCACCCGGGCCAUGUUUGUGCGGAGGCGCUACCGCCAGGUCCUCCUGGAGCACAAGGCCACCAUCCUCCAGAAGUACGUGCGAGGCUGGAUGGCACGCAGGCGUGUCCGCAGGCUGCAGGGUGCAGCCAUCGUCAUCCAGUGUGCCUUCCGGAGGCUCAAGGCCAAAAGUGAGCUGAAGGCCCUCAAGAUCGAGGCGCGCUCGGCCGAGCACCUGAAGCGCCUCAAUGUGGGCAUGGAGAACAAAGUGGUCCAGCUGCAGCGAAGGAUUGACGACCAGAACAAAGAGCUCAAGACGCUGUCGGAGCAGCUGUCCACGUCCUCGUCCGCACAUGCCGUAGAGGUGGAGCGGCUGAAGAAGGAGCUGGCACGUUCCCAGCAGAGCCGCGAGGACACCGGCCCGGGGCUGCAGGAGGAGGUGGACAGCCUGCGCACCCAGCUGCGGAGGGCCCACUCGGAGCGCAGGGUCCUGGAGGAUGCCCACAGCAGGGAGAAGGACGAGCUGAGAAAGCGUGUUGCAGACCUGGAACAGGAAAAUGCUCUCCUAAAAGAUGAGAAAGAACAGCUUAACAACCAAAUCCUGAGCCAGGCUAAAGAUGAGUUUGCUCAGAACUCUGUGAAGGAAAACCUCCUGAUGAGGAAAGAGCUGGAGGAGGAGCGGUCCCGGUACCAGAACCUUGUGAAGGAGUAUUCACGGCUGGAGCAGAGAUACGACAACCUGCAGGACGAGAUGACCAUUGUGAAGCAAGCCCCAGGCCACAGGCGGAACCCAUCAAACCAAAGCAGCUUAGAAUCGGACUCCAAUUACCCGUCCAUAUCCACCUCUGAGAUUGGAGACACCGAGGACGCUCUGCAGCAGGUGGAGGAUGUUGGCCUGGAGAAGGCAGCCAUGGACAUGACGGUCUUCCUGAAGCUGCAGAAGAGGGUGCGGGAGCUGGAGCAGGAGCGGAAGAGGCUGCAGGCCCAGCUGGAGAAGAAGGACCUGCAGGACAGCAGGAGAGUCCAGGCGGAACAGCCGCAGACUGUCAUAGAUUUGGGCCCGGAUGCAGAUCUGGCCUACAACAGUCUGAAGAGGCAGGAGCUAGAGUCAGAGAACAAGAAGCUGAAGAACGACCUGAACGAGCUGAGGAAGGCCGUGGCCGCCCAGGCCGCACAGAGCAGCCCCGGCCACGGCUCCCACGACGGCUACGGGCUCCUGCUGAGUCAGCUCAGGCUGGCCAGCGAGGAGCUCGAGGUGCGCAAGGAGGAGGUGCUCCUCCUCAGGACCCAGAUCGUCAGCGCCGAGCAGCGCCGGCUCGCCGGCCCGAGCACGGAGCCAAACAUUAAUGCCAGAACAAGUUGGCCCAACAGCGAAAAGCACGUGGACCAGGAGGACGCCAUUGAGGCCUACCAUGGGGUCUGCCAGACAAACAGGCUGCUGGAGGCACAGCUGCAGGCCCAGAGCCUGGAGCAUGAGGAGGAGGUGGACGGUCUCAAGGCCCAGAUGGAGGCCCUGAGGGAGGAGAUGGACAGGCAGCAGCAGACCUUCUGCCAGACACUGCUGCUGUCCCCAGAGGCGCAGGUGGAUUUCGGCGUCCAGCAGGAGAUAUCCCGGCUGACCAACGACAACCUGGACCUUAAAGAACUGGUAGAAAAGCUGGAAAAGAAUGAGAGGAAGCUCAAGAAACAGCUGAAGAUUCACAUGAAGAAAGUCCAGGACCUGGAAGCGGCCCAGGCGCUGGCCCAGAGCGAGAGGAGGCGCCAGGAGCUCACCAGACAGGUCACGGUGCAGCGGAAGGAGAAGGACUUCCAGGGCAUGCUGGAGUACCACAAGGAGGAUGAGGCCCUCCUCAUCCGGAACCUGGUCACAGACCUGAAGCCCCAGACGCUGUCGGGCACCGUGCCCUGCCUCCCUGCCUAUAUCCUCUACAUGUGUAUCCGGCACGCAGACUACACCAACGAUGACCUCAAGGUGCACUCCCUGCUGACCUCCACCAUCAACGGCAUUAAGAAGGUCCUGAAGAAGCACAAUGAUGACUUUGAGAUGACGUCGUUCUGGUUAUCCAACACCUGCCGCCUUCUCCACUGUCUGAAGCAGUACAGUGGGGAUGAGGGCUUCAUGACGCAGAACACUGUGAAGCAGAAUGAACACUGUCUCAAGAACUUUGACCUCACAGAAUACCGCCAGGUGCUGAGUGACCUUUCCAUUCAGAUCUACCAGCAGCUCAUUAAAAUCGCCGAGGGUGUGCUGCAACCCAUGAUAGUUUCGGCCAUGUUGGAAAAUGAGAGCAUCCAGGGUCUCUCUGGCCUGAAGCCAACCGGCUACCGGAAACGCUCCUCCAGUACAGCAAGUGGGGAUGGUGCAUAUUGCCUGGAGGCCAUCACGCACCAGAUGAAUGUCUUUCACACGGUCAUGUGGGACCAGGGCCUGGACCCCGAGAUCAUCCUGCAGGUGUUCAAACAGCUCUUCUACGUGAUCAACGCCGUGACCCUCAACAACCUGCUCCUGCGGAAGGACGUCUGCUCUUGGAGCACAGGCAUGCAACUCAGGUACAACAUAAGUCAGCUUGAGGAGUGGCUUCGGGGAAGAAACCUGCACCAGAGCGGAGCGGCUCAGACUCUGGAGCCUCUGAUCCAGGCAGCCCAGCUCCUGCAGCUGAAGAAGAAAACCCCUGAGGACGCAGAGGCUAUCUGCUCCCUGUGCACCUCCCUCAGCACCCAGCAGAUUGUCAAAAUUUUAAACCUUUAUACUCCCCUGAAUGAAUUUGAAGAACGGGUAACAGUGGCCUUUAUACGAACGAUUCAGGCACAACUACAAGAGCGGAAUGACCCUCAGCAGCUGCUAUUAGACUCUAAGCACAUGUUUCCUGUUUUGUUUCCAUUUAAUCCAUCUUCUCUGACUAUGGACUCAAUCCAUAUCCCUGCAUGUCUCAAUCUGGAGUUCCUCAAUGAAGUCUGAGGAUAUGCAUUUCCAGCAUUAGCUUGAAAGAUGUAAAGUGAAUUCAAGGAUUUAUUAAAUCUGGUAAAAGUAGAUAGAGAUCAGCCUGUGGAGAGUGCUGAACUACACAGAAUAAGACACAACUAUGUCAUUAUUUUUUGAACCUACUUCUCAGAAUAAAAAAAACACUUGAAAUAUGGAA
Messenger RNA from Carlito syrichta (Philippine tarsier), 5275 nucleotides. It is a transcript of the gene MYO5B, whose product is annotated as myosin VB. Bases 16 to 5094 code for a protein of 1692 amino acids. The transcript is spliced from 36 exons. Gene Ontology annotation, biological process: actin filament organization; vesicle transport along actin filament. Gene Ontology annotation, molecular function: microfilament motor activity; ATP binding; actin filament binding. Gene Ontology annotation, cellular component: cytoplasm; actin cytoskeleton; vesicle. The record is from RefSeq and is a predicted model, not a curated record. NCBI's taxonomy places the organism in Eukaryota, Metazoa, Chordata, Mammalia, Primates, Tarsiidae.